UCUCAGAUGCUAUGACGAUCCUUACCACACAAGAUCAGAGCCUGCUAAGAAGACCCAAGAUGGCCUGGUUUGGGGACAGACUGAGCCAGUUCUCAAACCUGACAGAUCAGAUCUCCAGUUUCACUAAAGAGGUGCUCACUGAGACAACAGAAGAAGUGGAAGACCCUGCAGCUGAGCUCCAGGUGGCCAGGAGGAGAGUGACUGAGUUGGAGGAGGUCAAUCAUCACAUCAGGACUGAGCAUGAGAAACUGAAGGUACAUUGCGAGGAGGUGACUGAACGCUUGGAGACUUCAGAGUACCAGAUAUCCACCAUUUCUCAAGAGUAUCGUAAACUACUACAGGAAAAAGAAGAAGCAUUGAACAAAGUUAGAGCUGAUAAUGAGAGGUUACGACAAGAGCACAAACACCUCGUGAGUGAUGCAACUGCACAGUCUCCUUUACAAGAGCUAGCCGGUAGUGGACAGUUCUUUCAAAAUGGCGGUGGCUUUGAGACGAUUGACCUGGGGGGUGGGGAGUGGGCAGAGGGGGAUUAUCACAAUUUCAGUGAUGUUGUUACAUCACAGAGUACGAUCAACCAGUUGCAGAGUGAGCUGGCGAGGGUCAAGGUGGAGUGCCAGCAAUGGAGGGAGCUAGCUGAACAGAACACAAGUACAGACACCACCGCUCUCCUGAGAGAGGAAAUUAAGGAGCUUCAAGGCUCACUACACCGUGAAAGGGAACAACACGAACAGGAGUUGUCGUCCAUAGCAACCCGACAGUCAGAGCAGAGGACAGGAGAUGAAGAGGAGGUUGGUUGGAGGGAGAGGUGUGCUGAGCUACAAGCCGAGGUGGCCUCCCUAACACAAGGGGAGGUUGAACUAGCGGCAACUCGAGAAAUGAACUCACAAUUACAGAACAAGCUACGUGUGUUGGUGCGUGAUAAAGACGAACUUGAAGAGAGAUUAGCAGAGAGUGUGUGUGCAUUGGAGAGAGAGAAGGACUCGGAAGUGUUACGAUUGGGCAGUGAGAAGUUGCGACUAGAGGCAGAGUUGAGAGGACUACAGGGAAGCAUAGCAAACCACCAGGAUGUGAUUAACAAGCUCCAAGAAGAGCACAGUCUAGCUCAGAAUGAAAUCAAGUUACUCAGACACAAUAUCGAGGCUCUGGAGGGACAAGUGACUGCUAAAGAAGCCACUUUGACACACCAGCAGAGGGAGGAUGGGCAACGGACACAGGACAUCACACCCACUCAGGCAGAACUAAACACUCUAAGUGAACAAGUUACACACUUGCAACAAGAGAUGGUUGAUAUCACAAGUAGAAACAACGAAGAAAAGGAAACUUUAGAGGAAAGGUUCAAAGUUCAGGAUGCUAACACAAAGCAACAACUGUUGGAAAAGGAUCGUAUUAUUCAAGAACUUACUGCUAGCCUGGAAGAGGUGAAAGGUCGAUUAGCCGAGAGGGACGUGACUCGUGAUACACUCAGUAGAGAGCUUGGCAGGAAAGAGGAGGAGGUGUCCAAAUACUCAAAGCAGCUGAUUCAACUACGGGCACAUCUACUAGAGGUGGAGGAACGCUACACUCAUGAAGCAUUGAGAGCGGAUGAAAGAGAGACGAUUUUGAGGCAAGAGCUCACACAACUUAGAGAGAGCAAUCAACCGUCAGCCAUUCAGGACAAUCAAGACAAUCAAUCUCUUCGAGAGCAGCUGGUUCGAGCACAGGAUGACCUCCAGACAAUGGUGGAUCAGAGGGACGACGCCCUCCUACAGAUGAGCAAUGCACAGGAACAGGCUCACCAGAAUGCCACUUCUCUACGAAACCUGCAGACUGUCCUGGAGCAGUUCCAGAGAGAUCAGAGCUCUGAAUUGGCUGAGGCUCUCAAACGCUCUCAACUGGACCUAGUUGAGGCUCGUAGUGAGUGUAGCCAGCUGACCAAUCAGCUUGAGGGGGCGGGGUAUCUCUCAGGGGAGGUAGUCUCUCUCAGACAAGAAGUGAGCGUGAAAAACGAGAGGAUUGUUGAGUUGCAGAGAGAGUUGGAGAGUGUGGGGGGUGCUCUGGAGGCAGAAAAGAGUGAGAGGAUGAAGAGUGACAACGUAGAUCGUGUUGACAGAGCACUUGUCAAGAACCUCGUACUAGGGUAUGUUCACACGACUGAUGCUAAGAAGCCAGAGGUACUCCAAUUGAUGGGCAAGAUAUUGGAUUUCACUGAGGACGAGUUGCUAGGGGCGAUGGGAAGGGGGCGUGGCAAAGGUUGGCUAUUUGGACUGUGGAGUGGACCGCACACUCAAUCAGAACAAUCGUCUCUGUCUCAACUUUUCAUCAAGUUCCUCGAGAGUGAGUCCUCCCCUCAGCUGGCCACACCCACACCUGCCACGCCCAUUACUGGAUAUGUGGACUCUCGUACGGACCCUGAUCGUCCAUCACUAGCCACAGCUGCCCUCGUGGGACCACCCCCUGUUACAACUACCUCAGAACCACACCCACCAACGUCUGAGACCCCGUCCAAUCAAAUUCAAGCAUUAGUGCCUAAAGACCAAGCUCAGUCAUCUAUACUCAAUAAUGUUCUUAAUAGUUAAUUUAAUUUAAUUGCGUCCGUGUUUGCAUUAAUUACUUAAAUAAUAUUCAACUCACAUGUUAACUCACAUGACUUACAAAAUAGUAUAAUAUAAUAUAUUACACAGCAUGCAGAAUUAUACAUAAAAACAAAAUCACACAAACUAAAGAACUUGAGCAACUAUGAGUAUACCUCACUACAGACACAACACUAACAUCGUCUUUACUAGGUGCCUGGCUAUAAUUGGUUUAUGCUUUCCUUUCAACUUCAUCGGAAAAGGUGGUAUAAUCCAUUUCCCCGGAAUCGUUGGCCUGGAACUCAAGGCCAAUACCCACGAAAGCUUUCUUGAUGGAGUCUUUUGAAGAAGCAUAAAUCAUUUUGUCCCCAAUCUUGGCAUUGUUAUCAUCACACC
Halichondria panicea is the source of this 2945-nucleotide messenger RNA. Its product is annotated as thyroid receptor-interacting protein 11-like. The coding region runs from base 12 to 2555 and encodes 847 amino acids. The transcript has 11 exons. NCBI's taxonomy places the organism in Eukaryota, Metazoa, Porifera, Demospongiae, Suberitida, Halichondriidae. Gene Ontology annotation, biological process: Golgi organization; endoplasmic reticulum to Golgi vesicle-mediated transport. The record is from RefSeq and is a predicted model, not a curated record. Gene Ontology annotation, cellular component: Golgi apparatus. Gene Ontology annotation, molecular function: small GTPase binding.